Messenger RNA from Drosophila hydei, 3406 nucleotides. RefSeq names its product putative leucine-rich repeat-containing protein DDB_G0290503 (gene asl). Lineage: Eukaryota; Metazoa; Arthropoda; Insecta; Diptera; Drosophilidae. The coding region runs from base 277 to 3273 and encodes 998 amino acids. The transcript is spliced from 3 exons. The record is from RefSeq and is a predicted model, not a curated record.
CGAAAUAAGUAUAUAUUAUAUCAAAAUAUCGACGCAUUUCGGCAUGUUCAACUUAAUAUAGUUAAAAUAAAAGCAAAAACUUGGAUUAUUAUAGACGUAUUCAAUUGUAAUGUGGAACUUCAAAGCAACAGUUGUGAGCAGCUUAAAUAUUUCUUAACUAGCUGAGGUGUUGAGCUGCAUACCUAACUUACAGUGUACAACAAAAAUAGAAAGAAGAAACAGCGGCUGCGCCAUUAGGUCAAAUUCAAAUUUAAAUUUAUUGCGAACGGACGCAAAAUGAACACACCCGGCGUCAGUUUGUUUCAAGGCGCUGAUACCCUCAAGGUAAAUUCAACACUGGAUCGUCAGGAAGAGGAGGAAGCGCUACAGGAUCAAAAACGACGAGAGGCAGAGCUGGGGAAUUUAUUGGAAAAUGCAUUCGACGACUUAGAAGACGACGACGAAGAGAAUACUAUAGAUUCGACAUCAAGCUUUCCCUCUAAUUUGCUUCCCAAUGGCCAGGGCUUACCACUGCCGCUGCUUCCAAUGCAACAGACACAACAGCAGCAGCAAGCGGACUGUGUAAAUUCUAACGAGAUUCAUGAGCUAAAGAUGAUGCUGGAGUCAAGGACACACGAGCUGAACAACAUGAACCAAAUUGCAAAGGAAGCUCAUAAUAAAAUUGAUGAGUGCCAAAAGCGUUUGUUUAUAACGCAAGCAGAGCUUGAGCGUGCGCUUCGUGAGAAGCAACACACACACGAGCUGCUCGUAGAUAGUAAGGAGAAGUGCUCGAAUCUGGACAGCAAUAUUGAAAAACUGCGCUGCGAGAAGCGUACGCUAGAAACGGAGAACACUCAGCUAGUUGGCAAGCUGGAGACGGCACACACGCUGCUAGCAGAUGUCCAGCGCAAAUAUGAUAUGGUAGAACGGGAUCAGCACAGGCGAGAGGAUCGUAAUGCUGAUAUACGCAUUAAGCAGUUGGAGGACCAGCAACGCGCCCAAAUUGAGCUAAUGCAGCAAAAGGUCAACCAGCUGAGUGAUCAGCUGGACAAAAAGAAACAGGAGCUCGAGCAAAUGCAUGUGCGUUACAAUGCGCUGCAGUCUAGCUAUGAGUCUAUGCUGUUAGACAAGGCCGACAAAAUCAAUGAGCUAAACUCGGCGCUCGAUGUGGCACAGCGGCGCUGUCAUCAGCUAGCUGCCAAGCCCAACUACGAGGCGGAGAACUCACGUCAGCAACAAUGCAUUGCGGAUUUGCAUGCACAGGUAGCUAGCAUGGAGCAGACAAUAGCGCAGCUAACGGAGCGUGUCAAUGGCACUGCAGCGGAGCUGGAUCUGAUGGAUACGCUCAUACAACAGCAUCAAUCCGAAACAGAUUCGCCAAAUCGUUUGCCAUCGCGUCUAGCAGGCAGCACGCCCCUGAAUCCCACCGAUCGCAUGGGUCAUAUUAAGCAGGAAUUGUAUCGAGCGUUAGUCACCUUAAAGAACAAGCGUGAGGAGGUGCGCCGGUUGGAGAAACUGCUGGACGAGCGCACCAAAGAGUUGCGCACCCUCCGUGAGGAGGAGAACAAAACGCUGGUACAGCUGGCCAAUCUGAAAGAGGACAAAUCGCGUCUAGAGACGCGCAUUAAAGGAUUGCAGGAGCAACUGGAUGAGCGUCAGCACAACAGUUCGCUUAAUGUGUCCAAGCUGCAAGCAGAGUUGGAUGUGUUGCUGGCCGAAAAGGAUGCAUUGCAUCAGCAGACGAUCGCGCAAGCCACCGAACAGCAACGACUUGACAAGCAGUUGAAGCAGGCAAAGUUGGAUUUGGAGCACCUCAAGCUGGAGCAUGAACAGCUCAAGCGUCAACAUGAUCAGCUAACGGAUGACAAUCGACAGCUGCGCACUCGGCCUACCGCAGAUAAUUUGCGUUUGGAGCUGGAGCGAUAUAAGAUCUUAUUAAAUGAUGCGCAGGGCGAGGUGAAGCGUUUAAAAUCGGUCUACACGGAUAUUGCCAAUGAAAAGGAGACACUCAACUUUCAACUGCGUAAGUUAAGUGAAACGGAUAGCAUCAAGGAACUGCAGGAGCACCGACAACAAAUUGCCCAGCUGCAACGGAAUAUGGAGCUAGCAGAGUUGAAGGCGCAAGAACUAAGCAAAAUACUGGACACAGCUAAGCUGCAGCACGAACGAGAUCUCGAGACGCUGCGGGAGAAAUGGGAGCGUGAGAAAUACGAGGAGGUGAUCAAAGCGGCGAAGAAGAGCUCCAGCAAUUGCACCAAGUGCAGUGAUCAGUUAGCCGACAUUACAAAGAUUGAAAUCCAAUUGCUAAAGAUGCAAAACAUGAACUCCAUGCAAGCCAAGGAACUGAACGAGCUGCGCAAUGAGCUGGAGCAGUCCAAGGCGCUGCGAGCGGAAUUGGAGACAAAGGUGCAGCAAAUGGCGGAGCAGGAGAAGUUGUUAAGCGAACUUAAGGUUAAGGCGCAGCUCUAUGAGGAACAGCUGCAGCAGGAGGCAGUCAAACUGGGCGAGCAGCUAAGUCCCAGUCAACAGAUUGCAGCAUGUUCAGCGGAAGCUAGUGGCGGAUCUAACACUCCUCCAGAGCUCACGCAAUCGCGCAUUAAGCGCAUAGAGCAGCGUGUACGGGACGAGAUGGCCAAGCUAUUUGCUACCGAGCUAAAGCGAUUUACAUUGCGCGUCCAGCAGGCAGAGGAGCGCAGCGUGUGCCUACAGCGCGAGUAUCAAUUGGUGUGCCGUGAUCUUCAGCAUCGCCAAACGGAGGUGGAUUUGCUAAAGCAGACAAUACUAGCUGAACGUGAGCAAAUGCAGCAGCUGCUGGGGGAACAGGAGGAGAAGCAGAAGCAAAUGUUGCACAAGUGCCGCAGUGAGCUGCAGACAAAGAAUCAACGCAUCUCAGAUUUACUGCGCGAACUGGAUGAACAACAUGCGAGCAUCGAAUCCGAGCGUCGCUCCAUGAAAGCUGUAAUGAAUGAAUGGGAUAAGCAAAAACAAUCCAUAGAGCAGGUUGAACAGCAUUGGCGCGCCCAGGUGCAAACGUUGCGUGAGACCCACGAGGAGGCCAUGCGCGCUGCACAGCAGCGCUAUCAGAGCGCUAAACGCACCGCCCACAAUUACAAGAUCUAUGCGGAAGACAAAGAUGCGCACAUGAAGCGUGAGUACGAGCGCAUCAAGAUCGAGUACCAGACCUCGCUUACCCAAAUCGAAGCAACUAUGCAGAAGCAUCUCCAGCGCAAAAGCCGCGACCGCAACCAAAAGCGAAGCGCCAAUGAUAAAGAGAAUGAGUCGAACAAUCAUUAAAUAUAAUCCAUAUGUAAUAUAUAUGUUUAGAUCAAUUGUUUAUUUUUAGAUUCCUUAAGAUACUUUUACAAACAAAUGAUUUUAUAUGCACUUUUUAUAAUAGAAGAUAUAUAAUGUAAUGUAAACAUUCCAA